AUGGAUUGUUGCAUGUUCAAUCAUUGGGGUUCUGUUUGGAUUUUCUACCGGUCAUUGUUUACGUGUCAGAUUACAGGGGAGUCUCCCCAACAUAUAACUAUUAGAGUACAAUCUCAUCUUUUCCAAGACUCCAUUAUUUUGUCUUGUAUACACGCGAAGUGUACGCAGCAGGACAGAGAGGAUUUGUGGAAUGCACUUUUGCAGGAUAAACCCGCCUUCAAUCCUUGGUUUUUGGUGGGGGAUUUCAAUGUGGUCACAAAUACAGAGGAGAAGAGGGGUGGAUUGCCAUUUAGACCGUCGGAGGGAUCAGACUUUCUGAAUUUUAUGGCGCUAGCUGGUGUCAGUGAUGCGGGAUUCUCUGGGUCAAGGUUUACAUGGUGUAAUAAUCGUUCGGGAACGGCGCGGAUCUGGAAGCGUCUGGAUCGCUUACUUCUGUGUGGGAGUGCAAUGGAGCUACCGUACCAAUUCAUGGUGCAACAUUUAGGCCGUGACCCGUCGGAUCAUGCUCCCUUGUUGCUAUCGGUGGAUACGAGGCUAGACAAUAAACCCAAGCCGUUUCGUUUCUUAAACAUCUGGACCACUCAUCCUGAUUUUCUGGGGGUUAUCAAGGACUGUUGGGUUCAUCCAGUCAAUGGCUCUCCUUUGCAAGUAUUGGCAUCGAAGUUGAGGAAUGUUAAAAAUGCCCUCAAGCAGUGGUCUAGGACGACAUUUGGGGAUAUUUUUGAAGGGGUACGUAGUGCAGAGCGUGUGGUAACCGAGUCUGAGACAGCAUACGACCUCGAUCCUACUGAGCAGCGACGGAGCGAGUUACAUCAUGCUCGGGCUCGAUUGCGCCGAGCGCUUGUAGUUGAGGAGGGUUUUUGGAGACAAAAGGCGCGGGUUAAGUGGCUUUCGGACGGAGAUAGGAACACCAAAUAUUUCCACUCCUUGGUUACGGAAAGGAGACGUAGGGCAGUAAUUCAUCGAGUCAGGGGUACUGCUGGAGAGUGGAUCGAGGGGGAAUGCCAAAUUGGGGAGGCAGCGGUGGGUUUCUUUAAGGAUCUUUUCACGGCAGAGGGGGAUCUUCCCUCCCUUACCGGUCUGGAGAUCAUACCUAAACUGAUAACAGACCAGGAAAACUCACGGUUAACGGACAUUCCAUCUCUUACAGAAGUUAAAGACAUAGUCUUUGCUAUGGAUGGAGAGAGCGCAGCCGGCCCGGACGGGUUUACAGGGAAAUUCUUUACCUUUGCUUGGGAGGUAGUGGCAUCGGAUUUAUACCGGGCGGUUGUCAGCUUUUUCUGCGGUGCUGAACUACCUAGGAGUAUCACGGCUACCUCAAUUGUGUUGCUGCCAAAAGUGGAGAACCCCCAAGAUUUUAAGCAUUUUCGUCCAAUCAGUCUGUGCAACUUUACUAACAAAAUCAUCUCCAAGCUGUUAUCGGCAAGGUUGGCGAUGAUAUUACCCCGGAUUAUAUCUCCACAGCAAAGCGGGUUUGUCCAAGGGAGGCAGAUUACAGAUAAUUUCUUGUUAGCUCAGGAGUUAGUAGCCGAUAUCGGGAAAUCAAAUCGGGGUGGCAAUGUGGUCAUCAAGUUAGACAUGAUGAAGGCUUAUGAUAAAGUCUCAUGGCCCUUUCUCCUACAGGUGCUACGAUAUUUCGGAUUCAGUGAGACCUGGAUAGACAUGAUUUGGCGCUUAAUAUCGAAUGUGUGGUUCUCGGUACUUGUUAAUGGUGGUUCAAACGGCUUUUUCAGAUCUUCACGGGGUUUACGGCAAGGGGAUCCAAUUUCACCAGCCUUAUUCGUUAUCGGAGCUGAGGUGCUGUCUAGAACCCUCAACACGCUACCCACACAAAGAGGAUUUACUCCGUUCAAAGUUCCUCCUCAUUGUUCUAUAAUUACGCAUUUGGCAUUCGCCGAUGACGUGAUUAUCUUUUCCAGUGGGGCCAAGUCAUCCCUACGUCUGAUUAAACGGGUUUUGGAUGAUUAUAAUGAGGCAUCAGGUCAGCGAAUCAACCCUCAGAAGAGUUGUUUCCUUACUCAUCCACGGGCACCAUCUCAGAGGGCAGCGGUUGUUAACCAGAUACUAGGGUAUAAUAAACGCGACUUUCCAAUACGGUACCUUGGUUGUCCCUUGUAUACCGGAAGGAGCAAGAAGGUUUACUAUACGGAUAUAUACAAUGCGGUGGCGAAUCGGAUUUUGAGUUGGAAAAACCAGAUAUUAUCGCUAGGAGGCAGGGUGGUGUUGAUUCAGAGCGUGUUAUCCUCUAUGCCAAUUCACUUGCUGGCAGCCGCGUCCCCUCCAAAAGGGAUGUUGAUGGUCAUAGAGAAAUUGUUCGCCAAGUUCUUGUGGGGAUCUUCGAAUUUCGGGGAUAAAUUCCAUUGGAUACGUUGGGCAGAUUUGUGUCGGCCGAAGGAUGAAGGGGGUGUAGGCCUGCGGGGUUUGAAACAGGUCUACGACUCAUUUUCCAUUAAACUCUGGUGGAAAUUUCGACAACAACAAUCAUUAUGGGCAAAGUUUAUGUCCCAGAAGUAUUGUGCAGGUCAUCACCCUUGUCUUGCUGAUAUUGGGCAUCCGGGAUCCCAAGUUUGGCAGAGGAUGGUUACAAUGCAGCGUUUUGGGGAGGAUAAUAUUAGCUGGGUAGUUCGGGAGGGGGCUUUGGACUUUUGGCAUGAUAAUUGGAUGGGGUCAGGUGCGCUUUGUGACAAGGUUGAGGUCUUCCAUGAUCAUUCGGUGGUUGAUUUUGUAGAUCGGCGGGCUUGGAAUGUGGACAUGCUCCAUCAAUUCUUGGAUGGAGAAUUGGUUACGCAGGUUUUGGAGAUUGACCCUCCUACCGAUAGGGGAAAUGAUACAAUGGUAUGGGCAUUGACGAACUCGGGUGUUUUUUCCACUGCAUCGGCUUACUCAUUGAUCCGUCAAUCCAAUGACAAUUCUUGGCUUUUUGGUCGUAUAUGGCAGCAGGGUCUUCCAGUCAAGGUUUCUUUCUUUAUGCUGCGACUACUACAGGGGAGGCUCCCUCUUAUGGAUCGCCUAAAGAGGUUUGGGGUUUGUGGCCCAUCUAGAUGCUUGUGUUGUCAGAAUCCCCAGGAGGAGGAUUUGAAUCAUGUGUUUUGCUCAGGAGAAGGGGCACGAUUGGUCUGGCGACACUUCGAGAGUACUGCUGGUGAGUUUAGUGGGGUGCAUACGGUGCGUCAUAUGGUGUGGUCUUGUUGGUUAAGGAGGGGGACUAAUGAUCGUGUAAAGUUUUUGCAUAAUAUACUUCCUUCGGUGGUAUGCUGGGUUUUAUGGAAGGCUAGGAAUGAAGGGGUGUUUGAAGGUCGGAAGAUGAGGAUCAGGCCUACGGUGAAUCGGAUUGUUCAGUUUCUGCAUGAUUUCCUUCAGUCACGGUUCCCGGGGGUGCAGCCUUCUGCCCCUACAUGGGAAGGGUUGCUUCUCGAAUUAGGUAGUCAUCAAAGGCGGAUGGUUAUUAGGCCAGUUUACUGGGUAACUCCACGUAGAGGCUAUAAGUUGAAUUCAGAUGGAUGUUCUCGGGGGAACCCAGGAAGGAGUGGGGGGGGUGGGCUUGUGCGGGAUAGUCGAGGAAAUUUUGUAUUCGGCUACGCGGAGCCCUUCGGGGUGAUAACCAGCAUGCAGGCGGAACUUCGAGCGUUGCUAUGGGGCGUUAGACAUUGUGUGAUUCGAGGGUGCUUGGAGUUACACUUAGAGGCGGAUUCUCUCACCCUGGUUCACAUUGUUCAAGGGACUAGUGCUUGUCCUUGGCGUUUACAGAGAGAUCUGGAUGAGUUGAUGAUGUUCAAGCAAUAUUUCACAUCGAUCACACACUGCUACAGGGAAGCAAACGCACCUGCAGAUCAUUUGGCAAAUUUUGGUGCUGAUUCUAGUGCAGGUCAUGUGUUUAAUACAUUCUCAGAAUUGCCGCAAUUGGUUAGGGGGGCUAUUAGAUUAGAUCGAUUAGGAUUUCCUACGUUUCGUACACGGUGUCUGGCAUGA
Messenger RNA from Coffea eugenioides, 3969 nucleotides. RefSeq lists its product as uncharacterized. Gene Ontology annotation, molecular function: RNA-DNA hybrid ribonuclease activity; nucleic acid binding. Bases 1 to 3969 code for a protein of 1322 amino acids. Lineage: Eukaryota; Viridiplantae; Streptophyta; Magnoliopsida; Gentianales; Rubiaceae. The transcript has a single exon. The record is from RefSeq and is a predicted model, not a curated record.